Molecule: messenger RNA, 1626 nt
Organism: Verruconis gallopava
Lineage: Eukaryota; Fungi; Ascomycota; Dothideomycetes; Venturiales; Sympoventuriaceae
Exons: 4
Coding region: 1-1626 (541 amino acids)
Biological process (GO): basic amino acid transport; transmembrane transport
Cellular component (GO): fungal-type vacuole membrane
Molecular function (GO): basic amino acid transmembrane transporter activity
Source: RefSeq, a predicted model, not a curated record
AUGGCCCGCUCUAGAGAUACCUACGUUGAGAGCGAAAGAACGCCUCUCGUACGCGAGCAGACCAUCUCAGACCAAGAUCUUCAUGACGGUCUCCAUCACGCAGAGGAAGAAGCAGGCUCGACUGUGACUAGUCUAGACGAAACGAAGCAUUUGAGCACCGAAAUCAGCUCCGUGAUUGCACUUCUCCUGCUUGGUGUGUUUGUGGCCAAUGCCGACACGUCCUUGGUUUUGGCUACGUACAGUUCGAUUUCGUCAGAAUUUCUGGAAUUCGAGCAAGCGAGCUGGUUGUUGGCCAGUUACACUCUGGCGAUGUGUGUAUCACAGCCAUUAUAUGGCAAACUCUGCAACAUCUUCGGGCGAAAGUCAUGUCUACUUGGCGUUUAUGUUUUCUUUAUGGUCGGUUGUCUUCAAUGCGGCGUAGCAUCAUCUAUGAGCGGAGUCAUCAUCGGUCGCGCAAUCGGAGGGGUUGGUGGUGCAGGAAUAUCAUCUAUCGUCUCGUUUCUGAUCGCCGACUUGGUGCCUUUAGCAGAAAUUGCUACGUACAGAAGCUAUGUGAACAUUGUUCAGACAAUGGGUAGAGCUAGCGGUGGGCCUCUUGGAGGCUGGCUAGCACAAUCGCUGGGCUGGCGAUGGUCGUUUCUGAUCCAAUGUCCACUUACACUUUCGGCAUUUUUACUGGUGCAGUGGAAGCUGCGCCAACAUCGUCCCGUCUUCCACAUCGAAGGCAGUUUCAUCCAGCAGCUUAAGCGUGUCGACAUUCUCGGCUCACUUUUGAUAUCAGCUAGCAACGUGGCCGGUCUGCUCCCAAUGAACCUAGGUGGCGAUUACAGAUGGAAUCAUCCGAUAGUACUCGCAUUGUUUGGGUCCUCGGCAGCUACGUUGAUUCUCUUCAUCGUGGUCGAGCUGCAAAUGGUUAAGGAGCCGAUUUUUCACCUGGAACUGCUUGUAAAUCGCAAUUUCACAUUAUCGUACCUGGUAAUGCUCUUCCAAAACGUGGCGCAGACAUUCGUAAGCUUCUCGUUUUGCACGGCUACAUACUGUGAGCUUACAGCUCUAGAUGAUGUUUACUCUGCCCUUGUACUUUCAGAUUACCCAAUCUCACCAUCGACGGCAGGCACAUAUCUGGUACCCGCCGUAGUGGGAAACACAAUCGGAGGGUUGGCUUGCGGAGCAUAUAUCCGCAGAUUUGGCUCAUACAAGGCACCCACCAUAUUUGCGACCAUCGCUUCCGCCGCUUGCCACAGUCUACUUCUUCUACGCUGGAGAGGUUCAACAGGAGUUCUAGAAUCUCUCUAUAUCGUUUUGGGGUGGAUGGGUACAGGCGUGUCCCAUUCAAGCAUCUUUAUAGCACUGGUAAGUGCGGUUACAGAGGAGGAAGUUGCAAUCGCCGGAUCUGGCCUAUAUCUUUUUAGCAGCUUGCGAUCGGUACUCGGGUUCACACUUUCGAGCAACCUUCUUCGGCUUGCGACCCAGACAUGGGCACAAAGGCAACUUGGGUCGAAACACCAGGUGAUCAUCAACCGAGCACUUUCCGACAUUGUCUUUGCUCAGCGACUGAAAGGCGAUCUGAAAACGGCCAUCACGGACGCUUACUUGCAUGGAUUUCAUGCUGUGUUCUGUACGUAG